UAGUUGUAAUCAGGACUGUUGUUCUUGACAUUUUUAGGUACCAGCUACUGACAAUGUCGGCAGACGGCCCUGACGCUCACAUUACGGAGGUGAAACCAUUAGUGGAGAGAGAAGAGGCAAUCACACAUCUCCUACCUGACUUUGAUGUUCAGGAACAAGAUAUUGAGACAGUACAUGGCUCUGUCCAUGUUACCAUGUGCGGGACUCCUCGAGGAAAUAGGCCUGCCAUUCUAACAUACCAUGACAUUGGACUCAAUCACAAAACUUGCUUCAACCCCCUCUUCAAUUUUGAAGACAUGCAAGAAAUCACACAGCAUUUUGCAGUCUGCCAUGUGGAUGCGCCUGGACAGCAAGAUGGGGCAGCCUCUUUUCCACCUGGAUACAUGUACCCUUCAAUGGAUCAACUGGCUGAAAUGCUUCCUGGAAUUCUGAAACAGUUUGGGUUGAAAAGUGUGAUUGGAAUGGGAACUGGAGCUGGUGCCUACAUCUUAACCAGAUUUGCUCUUAAUCAUCCUGAUAUGGGGAAGGACUCGUUACUUAAUGUCAACCCAUGUGCUGAAGGAUGGAUGACUGGGCAGCAACUAGAUGAUUUGCCCAAUGAGGCAGAGGAGCAUGCUGACUCUUGCAACGAAACAUCCCCCGGCAUAGCUUCUGUCCGCUUCCGGGACGUCUGCAAUCUAGCAGACUAA
Messenger RNA from Podarcis muralis (Common wall lizard), 689 nucleotides. The record is from RefSeq and is a predicted model, not a curated record. NCBI's taxonomy places the organism in Eukaryota, Metazoa, Chordata, Lepidosauria, Squamata, Lacertidae.